GAGACUGAACAACACAAGUCAGCAGUCCAGACUGUCUUAAGUUACAGGAGCUCUGAUGUCUGGUUUGAGAGGAGGGAAGUGGCUUUAGGUUUUCCCUUCCUGCCGUGGGCCUCAGGAGUGGCAGGGCUCGGCAGGCCAGUGGGGACAGGAGCUGUAGCAUGGGACAGAGUGCUAGCAGUGAGACUGUGCCACAGCAACUAGCCCUGAACAACACGGAUGAUGAGGUCGACCUGCAACACAACACAGCACGGAGUGAGGAAGGAGACUCUGGUAGAGGAUCCCCUCCUCCGAAAAGCAAAGGCAAAUUUUCCAAGAUGGGACGGAUCUUCAAGCCCUGGAAAUGGAGGAAGAAGAAGCAAAGUGAAAAGUUUGCUGAAGCAUCAAUAGCCUUAGAAAGAAAGAUUUCUGUUAGAAAGAGUCGCCAAGAGCUGAUUUCUAGAGGGGUUCUAAAGGAUAUCCCAGAAAACGAGAGCAAUGAUGUAAACCACUCCAAAGUUCCACCAGUGAGAAAUGGACACCCUGUGCCAAUGGACGUGGACAGAUUGUUGGAAGGAGGAACACGAGUGUCUCGAGGGGAAUCUGACAUCAAGGGGAAUCCCCUCAAGCUGCCCCUAGUAGAUGAACGUCGAAGCAGAGCACCAUCUGAUGCCUCCCGAAGUAACCGAGCACCAUUGGAUGUGGACUCUCACGCACGGCUUUCUGUGGACCCGGACAGGAGAAGCCGUCUGCCGUCAGAUGUCGAUAAAAGAGCUGGGUCCUUACCAAGAGGACCUCCACAAGAGGAUCGAUACCGCAGGGAAGAGAGGCGGGACACCAGAGAUGACAGGGAGGACAGUCGAAGGAAGAACAGGGAAGACGUGGAAAGAAGAGACUUGCGAGAGGACAGGGAAAGGGAUGGUGGAGUUGAUCGAAGGGAAGACAGAGACUUCAGAGAAAGGCGUGAAUGGAAAGAUGACAGAGAGAGGAGAGAUGGCAAAACAGAGAAAGAAAACAGAGAAAGGAGGGAUGGUGAUGACAGGGAUAGGAAGGAUAGGGGCGAGAGGGAGCGUAGAGACCGGGACGAACGGGAGGUUAGAGAACGAGCCGAGAGGGAGCGCAGAGAUCGAGAUGACAGGGAAAGGAGAGACAGGGGGGAUGACAGGGAAAGGAGAGACAGGGGGGAUGACAGGGAUCGAAGGCUUGAGAGGGAAAGGAGAGAAGAGCGAGAAAGGGAAGACAGGGAGAGAAAAGAUGUACGAGGAGACAGAGAUGAUGGGGAUAGGAGGGAUGAUCGAGACAGGCGAGAAGAAAAAGAGAGGAGAGAGGACAGGGACAAACGGGAGGAGUGGACCAAGAGAGAUGAAAGAGAGCGACGAGACGAGCGGGAAAAGAGGGACGAGAAGGACAGGAGAGAAAAGCCUGAGCCUCUACGGUCUGUGGCGGACUCUCAGCCUCUUGCCAGGCCAGUUUCUGAGAUUGACCUGCGGCCUCCUCUACAGAAAAGCUCAUCCGAAGACAGCAAGAAGGUGCGUCCAGCCUCAGAGUCUGACAAGAGGACUACCCUGCCCAGAUACAUACCAACCGCAGAGUUCAGAGAGCGCUCAGAGUCUGCCGGUGUCCGCUUCACCCCUGACCCUCAUCCAUCACAAGACUCCAAGCAGGAACCUCCCCCACCCAGACAGGCCCUGCUUCCCCCUAAGCUUCUCACCACUUCCUCCACUGAGUCCGGCAGGAGUCCGACCCCAUCCUCUUCUUCCUCAUCCUCCUCCACCUCCUCUGCUUCCUCCUCUGCCGCUGUAGCUGUGGCAAAGCCGCCAAGGACAGUCUCCCUUAUAGUUGACGAGCCACCUCGACCCCCCCACGCUGCUCCCUCCUCAGCUGACUCUGACACACCGCCCCCUGUUCCUCCUCACGCUAAGCAGCCUCCCGUCCCUCCACCCAAACCCUCCAACCGCAACAGCAACCCUGCACUGCUUGCAGAACUCUCCCAGGCUGGCAGUGGUGUCAUCAUAGUGCCAGCGCCAGAAAAGCGCUCUCCACCAACACCACCCAAGAGGAUGACCCCCGUAACCAAGCGCCAUUCUGUGGACCCUUCUCCUCCAAGCCAAGCAUCAGAGUCUCCCACCACUGAUCCAGCCUCUGUACCUUUCCAGACGCCCCCUACUGUCCAGAUAGGGGAGAACAGCGAAGACAAGACCAACAAUGCAGCUCUUCAGGCCUUCAUUGAGUCUCUGCCUUCCCCACCAUCCCACAUACCUCCGUCUCCUCCAAGAGUUCAGUCACUGCAGCCGCCCAACUCCUCCUCCUCUUCUUCUGGUCCUGUGCCCACUGUUCAAGAGGAUCCACCCAGCACCACCACCGAGCCUCCGAGCCAGCCUCCGAGCCAGCCUCCAUCCAUCCCCCUACACAUCCUCAUCCAGAGAGCGUUAGCCAGCCCUGGUCAAGCUCAGCCCAACCCCGAAGGAUCCAAGAGGGCUCACUCACUAUUGUUUGAAUCUCCUCCCGAGUUCCUCACUGGCGGGGGUUCCUCGCGCCUCUCUCUCCCCAUCACCAUCGAACCUCUCAGGCUGCCAGAAGACGAUGACUUCGACAUGGAGGAGGAGAUGAGGAAGCUACAUCCUCAGAGGCCGUCUCGUCAGGCAGAGCUGGAGCCCCGCUGCAGGAAGGGGUUAGUCGUAGACUCCAGGGUGAGUGUAAUCCACGAGGGUGGAGGUCCAGGGGACAGCGAGGAAGAGUCGGACUCCGACGGCCCCAUCCUGUACAGAGAUACAGACGAAGAUGAUGAUGAUGAGGACGCUCCAACGGGUGGGCUGGCGAGCCGAGUCAAGAGGAAGGACACGUUGGCCCUGAAGCUGGAGAGACAGGAGAGGGAGGAGAGAGACACCCAGGAGAACCACGACGGCACGAGCUGGCACAACAAGGAGCAGUGGUUGGCGCUGAGGAACAAGAUCGGCACCACGCUGAAUCGGCGGCUCAGUCAGAGACCGUCAGCGGAGGAGCUGGAGCAGAGGAACAUCCUUCUAGCCAAGAACGAAGCAGAUCGGCGAUUAGAGAGAUGUGAGAUCAAACGGAGGCUCACAAGAAAGCUUUCCCAGAGACCCACUGUGGCUGAACUUCAGGAGAGGAAGAUCCUGCGCUUCCACGAGUACGUAGAGAGCACCCACGCCCACGACUACGACCGGCGAGCGGACAAACCCUGGACCAAGCUGACUCCUGCUGACAAGGCCGCCAUCCGUAAGGAGCUCAAUGAAUUCAAGAGUUCAGAGAUGGAGGUUCACGAGGCAAGCAGGAUCUAUACCCGGUUCCACCGGCCUUAGCCACCCAUGCUGACCAGUAAAGCACUUAGACCGGGGUGCAAUUCCCACUCUUCCCAAGUAUGAACUGAACAUGUGACUUAUUUGGUCCCUUUUAAACUGACGCCUACUAACCGUGCAUCAGCUGACGACGCCACUGUUGCUCAUAACUGGAACCAAAGUGAAAUAAAAAAAGAAGACACCACUAAUGAGUUCACAGACAAACUGCAGGUCGGGAGGGGUUGGUUGUUGGUGCGACUAUGAUGGAGGUACAUGCUGCCAACAGUAAAAGAUUAAGAAAUCCUCCUGCUCCUCCUCGUCCUCUGCUGGGAUGGGAGAAAUAGUUUGCUUGAGCUGGAAUGAUGGAGAGUUAUCACACUGUGUCCCGCAAGGGAAAACACUCACUGCGCCUUUACCUGCCUUCACCUUAGAUUUUCUAUGAGACUGUGCACGUACAGUACAGAGAAGAGUGUUAGUUCUAACACUGUCAGUGGUACCAUCAAACUAGAGUUUAUACACUUUUCUUUUAAUAUAUAUAUAUAUAAAAGGUACCACAGAGGUCCAUCUUAAGGUGCCAUGCAGCACCUGCCUUACUCCUCACAGGAUCUCACCCUUCAUUUAAAGUUCAGACAGAAUGUGAAAGACACGCGUGCAGCAGUGUGUGUUUCUUAUUUAAUAACCACUUAUAGUUCUGUUAGCAUCAUAAUUUGACCUCUGUUUGGAAACCGCAGAUCGCUGAUUCUAACUUAAUAUGAAAAUUGUGCAUUUUACUGUAUUUUUGUAGAUCUAUUAAUCGAUUCUCACAGAGCACAUAUCACUAGAUCAUCUUCUAAUAAGGCACCUUCUGUUCCUUCAUCGGCUGUGUAGAAAACUACGAGUUUUGAGCCUUUAAUUCUAUGUUUAUAAUUGAAUUAUCCAAGCAGGAAAAUGUACAUAUUUUUAUUUUCCUGCCUCUUUUAUGGUACUUUAUAAAGGCUGCAGUUGUAUAGAUCAUUCAUGUAGAUUUGAUUGACUUUAUAUUGUACAUCCACAGUAAUGCUGACAUAUUUUAAUUGUAAAGUAUUUCUCGAAUGUUCUUUCCGACUAGUAAUGGUACAAAAUAUUAUUAUUAUUUUUUUUUUAUACAGAGAUCUUUAAAAUGUUUUUUUUUUUUUUUUCUCAAGCCACACUGUACAAAUGAACAAUCAACUCAGAAAUUAAAACAACCUGUGAUUUUCAUUUCA
Messenger RNA from Labrus bergylta (ballan wrasse), 4495 nucleotides. RefSeq names its product phosphatase and actin regulator 4a (gene phactr4a). NCBI's taxonomy places the organism in Eukaryota, Metazoa, Chordata, Actinopteri, Labriformes, Labridae. The record is from RefSeq and is a predicted model, not a curated record. Gene Ontology annotation, biological process: actin cytoskeleton organization; neural crest cell migration. Gene Ontology annotation, molecular function: actin binding.